Messenger RNA from Arachis stenosperma, 1082 nucleotides. RefSeq names its product protein TPR3-like. Gene Ontology annotation, biological process: regulation of DNA-templated transcription. The record is from RefSeq and is a predicted model, not a curated record. Gene Ontology annotation, molecular function: protein binding. Lineage: Eukaryota; Viridiplantae; Streptophyta; Magnoliopsida; Fabales; Fabaceae. Bases 127 to 606 code for a protein of 159 amino acids. The transcript is spliced from 7 exons.
UUUUUGGCAUCAACUUUUCAUCAUGUUGUGCAGGUAAAUCUUCCUGUCAAUGUGUUGUCAGCCACGUUCCCAGGUCAUGGUCAUGGCCAGGCUUUUAAUGCACCAGAUGACUUGCCAAAGACUGUUAUGCGGACUCUGAACCAGGGUUCAUCUCCUAUAAGCUUGGACUUCCAUCCAGUUCAACAGACUAUACUUCUUGUUGGUACAAAUGUUGGGGACAUUGCUUUGUGGGAAGUGGGUUCUAGGGAGCGGUUGGUCUUGAGGAAUUUCAAAGUUUGGGAUCUUAGUGCCUGUUCAAUGCCAUUUCAGGCUGCUCUUGUCAAAGAUCCAGGUGUUUCUGUCAACCGUGUGAUUUGGAGUCCAGAUGGUGCUUUAUUCGGAGUUGCUUACUCAAGGGACAUUGUUCAGAUAUACUCUUAUCAUGGUGGUGAUGAAGUACGUUGUCAAGUAUCUAUACCUCUAAUUAAAGAGCGAAAUUUCAUUGAUUGGAAGACUCUAAAAGCAUGCUUUAAAUGCUUUUGGAGAGUCUUGUUGAUCGGUGAUUCAGGAUGCAGGGGUGAAUAUUAUCUAGCUUUUAUUUCUUGGUCCUCGUUGGAAACCACCUAGAUUUAUGUUCAUGUAACGUGUUUUUAGACUUAAUAGCAAAAAUUGUAUUAGGAAUUUGUUGUUACUUGUUUCCCAUUUUUCACGCUCUUAACCUUAGUCACCAUACUAUUUGUUGUUACUUGUUUCCCACUUUGCCAUCCUUCCUGUCCUGAAUUGGUAUAAUUCCAAUUUCAUUAUAUUAUUAUUAUUGUAGUUGCAGGAGGCAUAGCUAGAAAGAUGGAAAGGGCUCCCUGUUGUGACAAGGUGGGACUCAAGAAAGGCAGUUGGACAAAAGAGGAGGAUCAAAUCUUGACCAACUACAUUCAAGCCAAUGCAGAAGGUUUUGGAGGGCUUUGCCUAAGAAUGCUGAUUGAAAUGGAUUAACUAUUGGAGAGCUAAUCUCAAAAGAGGAAACAUCUCUAUUGAAGAGGAAAUCAUCAUCACUAAGUUGCAUGCUUCUUUUGGCAACAGAUUUAGCAUAGAGGACAAGUCAAGCA